GUUGAGUUCCGGAAGAGUUGGCGGUCUGACAAAUAAUGAGAGUUCCGCUAUGGGCCUUCCACUUGGCUAUUUUUUUGGCCUUUCUGGCUGAAAUUAGAGGAUAUUCGAUGGAAAUGAAAUGCAUACUUUGGGCUGGAAACGGAUAUAUUGGAGAUCCCAGUGAUUGCCAGGCGUGGGGAUUUUGCCAGGACAACAAACUCAUUGAUCGAAAUGCCUGCAACGAGGGAUUACUGUACAAUUUCCGAAAAGGAACCUGCGAUAAAGCGGCGGAUGUGAUGUGUCAUUCCAAUCUAGCGGAGAUUUGCACCAAUCUUCAGUUGGGGGAUUAUGCCGCCGAUCCUGCUAAUUGUCGGAGAUUCGUCAAGUGCGAUGCCAUCGAUGAUCCCAUAUGGGGCGACUGUGGUGAGGAUCAGGUGUUUAAUAACAAACUGCAAAGAUGUGUGCAGGAAACUUCCGGUUGUCCACAGGAUAAUAUUUGCUCCUUUAUAAAAGAUGGUUCUUUUGUGGGGGAUCCCAACAGCUGCCAGAGUUAUUUUAAAUGCCACAAUGGAUUUGCAAUAGAAAUUAAUUGCUCCACUGGUCGAUACUUUAACAGGAAAUCAGGUAAUUGCCAAUCCUGGCUGCCGGAAUACUGCUCGAAGGACGAUGAGAUUGCUCCAGAAACACCCCUCUCCACAAGUUUUCACAUAUGCUCCAAGUACUAUCAGAAGGAUCUGUCCGGAGUGCAACUCCUUCCAGAUUUAAAGACCUGUUACGGAUAUUACGCCUGCACUUCCGAAUUGGACUUGGGAAGAUGGAGCAGUUGUCCCUGGGGACAGCACUUUGAGUGGUGGAGCCAGCGGUGUGGUGAGCCGAAGGAUAAUAGCUGCUCCUACGAUCGCUGUGGAAAUAUGAACCAACUAAUGGUGACCACCAUAAACACCGGUUGUAGGGAGUACACGGUCUGCCAGGAUAAUCGCUCGAGAAGAUCGGAAAAGUGCCCUGAUGACUUUCCCUAUUUUAAUGAGAUUUCGCAGCGUUGCACAGAUAAAUUUCCCAACCACAGGGUGUGCUACAUGGAUGGAUAAAAGAUUUUGACUUUGUGAAGAAGGGAUUUCUUGGUUUUGUGUUCUCUGCAAUGUAAAUAAUUAUAUUUUUAAUAAUGUAUGUAUAUAUUUUGGUUCAGUGUUACAAAAUAUAAUCCAUUUAUUUUCCCUGACUUUAAAAAUAAAUUUUAAAGGUAUAUGUGCCCUCAUAAUGGAUUGUUUAUGCUUCAUUUAUCUGCGGAAAAAAGAAAUAUGUAUGCCCCAAGGGUAUAUUUUUUUUAAACCAUCAGAUACUUUCAGAAAAAAAGAACAGGUUU
Molecule: messenger RNA, 1342 nt
Organism: Drosophila suzukii
Lineage: Eukaryota; Metazoa; Arthropoda; Insecta; Diptera; Drosophilidae
Product: peritrophin-44
Cellular component (GO): extracellular region
Molecular function (GO): chitin binding
Source: RefSeq, a predicted model, not a curated record